Molecule: messenger RNA, 643 nt
Organism: Xenia sp. Carnegie-2017
Lineage: Eukaryota; Metazoa; Cnidaria; Anthozoa; Malacalcyonacea; Xeniidae
Product: chromosome transmission fidelity protein 8 homolog
Exons: 3
Coding region: 107-457 (116 amino acids)
Biological process (GO): mitotic sister chromatid cohesion
Cellular component (GO): Ctf18 RFC-like complex
Source: RefSeq, a predicted model, not a curated record
CACAUGCAUAUUGGUUGCAGAAAAUGGCGGACGAAUUGAAUCGAGGAAAAUGAUGUAAUUUUUUUUUGGUCAAAUUUAACGAUUUACCAGUUAAAUAUCGUAAAAGAUGGUUCAAAUACUUGUAAAAUUUGAACCUGCAGAGAAAGACUGGAUUGUAAUUGAACUGCAAGGUGUGUUGGAGAGCAACAAGAGUGGUGGAUAUAAUGGGUUACCUAUCGGAGACCUUCAUUUUGAUGAAAAGGGACAGCCAUUGCUAAUCAUUGGCCAUCAUUUAUUGAGUGGCAAGGUAGUUACUCUUGAGAAACCAUUUGCCGUGUUAAAAAAAACGAAAAUCAUCCAAGAAGAGGGAUGCCAACCAACAACUGAAUAUAUUGUUCAAGCCCUAAUAAGGAAGAAGAUUAUUUUCAAGACGAGACCAAAGCCAAUCAUUGUAAAGAAAAAGAAGAGUAGAAAAUAAAUAGUUGUGCUGGAUUUGAUUGCUUUUCAUAGACAAAUGCAAAACUUAUUAAGUAUAAUCUGAUGCCUUGGCUUUACAUUCCAUCUGAAAGGGGCCACUUCAUGAGUUAGCCAUACCACAACACCAAUUGAAAUCUUUUGAUUUGAAAUCAUUUGAAAUGAAAUCUUUGAAAAAUGGUGCACUUUA